Messenger RNA from Ochotona curzoniae (black-lipped pika), 3929 nucleotides. It is a transcript of the gene SPN, whose product is annotated as sialophorin. The coding region runs from base 126 to 1574 and encodes 482 amino acids. The record is from RefSeq and is a predicted model, not a curated record. Gene Ontology annotation, biological process: regulation of T cell activation; regulation of immune response; defense response to bacterium. Lineage: Eukaryota; Metazoa; Chordata; Mammalia; Lagomorpha; Ochotonidae. Gene Ontology annotation, cellular component: external side of plasma membrane. The transcript has 2 exons. Gene Ontology annotation, molecular function: transmembrane signaling receptor activity; heat shock protein binding.
GGGCCCUAUCUGCCUCAGUCCCGCCUCAGCCUCAGGAGCCGUUGGAGUGGCCGCCCCAGCUCUGUGAUUAUCAACCGAAGCUGGUGAAGGGGUCCCAUCUCUUGCCACUGCUGAUCGCCCAGGACAUGGCCCUGCUCCUCCUCCUUCUUGUUGGGGGCUCCUGGGCCCCCAGAGUGGUGAGUUCCCAGACCGUGUUCACCACUUCACUGUUGAAUUCCGAGCCUUCCGCCUCCUUCACCAGUUUGGCUGUAAUGGACUCUGGGAAGACCAACUUGAGAGAUGGUGAGAGGGAGUCCUCCCACAGCUCCCUGGCACCUGAAUCCCAAACCUCCCAGGAAGUUUCCUCUGAGAAGUCAUUCAUUUACCCCGAGACUCCCAAUGUGACCAGGGAUCCUGUUGUCUCCGUGGCAGAAAGUUCUCAGGGAGCCCACAUCCCAGCCACGAUGAUCAGCUCUCCUCUAGCAACCCCAGCAGCCUCUGGUGACCUCAGCGGAUCCCUUAUCACCAUGGUGACCAGUACCUCGGGGACCUCUCCCGUCUCCAGGGGUAGCAUGCCCCUGAUGGCCACCCCAAAGGCCCCUGAAGGCACUCUGUCCUUUUCAAGUCCAGCUCAGGGGUUGAGUGGAUUCCCUGUCACGAUGGCAACGAGCACUGUGGAGACCCCCAGUGGGAGCAGCGGAACCCCCAUCACCAUGACAACCAGCUCUGUGGAGACCAGCAGUGAGACAAGUGGAACCCCCAUCACUAGUGCAACCAGUUCUGUGGAGACCCCCAGUGGGAGCAGUGGAACCCCCAUCACCAUGACAACUAGCUCUGUGGAGACCAAGGAUGGGACCAGGGAAACUUCCAUCACCAUGGCAACCAGCUCUGUGGAGACCCCCGGUGGGAGCAGUGGAAUCCCCAUCACCAUGGCAACCAGCUCUGCCAAGACCUCCAAUGAGAUGAGUGGAUUCCCUACCACCAUGGCAAGUAGCUCUGUGGAGACCACCAGUGGAACCAAUGGUCACCCUGUCACCACGGUCCCUAGCUCUCUGGAGACCUCUGGCACUGCGGUAGAAACUGCUAUGGUGACUACCAAGGAGCCCUCUGGAAACACGAGCGUGCAGCCAGAGAUGGGUGGCAUGAUGCCGGUGGCCAUGCUGGUGGCUGUGCUGGUGGUCAUAGCUUUCCUGGCCCUGCUCCUGCUGUGGCGCCGGCGGCAGAAGCGGCGGACUGGCGUCCUGACGCUAAGCAGAAGUGGGAAAUACAACGGUGCUGUGGAUGCCUGGGCUGGGCCAGUGAGGGUUGCCGAUGAGGAGGCUGUGCUAACAAUCACAGGAGAGUCUGGGGGACCGAAAGCCUCGGGGACCCCCGAGGUGGAGGAAUCUGGUCAGCUGCCCACGCUCAGCACUUUCUUUGGCCGGCGGAAGUCUCGCCAGAGCUCGGUGGCUCUGGAGGAGUUGAGGCCUGGCUCAGGCCCGGGCCCUAUGGGGGAGGAGGAGGAGCCGCUGGUGGGCUGCGAGGAAGAGGCUGCCGACGCCCCUACUUCCAAUGGGCCAGCAGCGGGGCCUGGGGCUGAGCCUCCCAGCUUGUGAAUGAGCGGAUGUUGGAGCCGGCUGCCCUUCCCCACGCCCCUACCUCUCUACCUUCCCUGCUACUGUUACUUCCAACCCUUCUCUCACCAGGCGUCUCCAGAUGUUACCACCCUGGAGUCUCACUGCGCAUGCCACCUCCAUUCUCUGAAUCCGGCAGCUUGCUCCCUCCCACCCUCACCCUUGCAGGCAAAUCCCUGUAACCAGCCCCUUGGCUGUGAUCCCUCGCACCCCCCAUGGCUUUCCCAGAGUUCCACAUCUCCCAUCACCUUUCUCCCCGUCUUUCUCUCUUUGGAGCCAAUCCAGAGGGUCUGUCUGAUUUGAUCUGGAAUCCUGAGAAAACCCCUCCCUCCUCCCUCCUCCCUCCUCCCUCCUCCCCCAGGAGUCCAGAGUGUGCAAAAGAGGCGAAAGGGCCCACACGUGAACUGCCACGGGAAUGAGCUAUAAAAAAAGUUCUUGCCGGUCCCUCUACCCUGGCCCGGCCAUGACCUUCUUUGGAGUCCUGGGGCCAGUGGCCAGCCUGAGGCCCGUGGGCAUGUAGCUUUCCCAGACUCUGGGCUGGUCCUUGUUCCUGCCCCAGCCCCCAUGCUCCCCACGCUGCCCUCCAGGCCUGGACUGAGGUGGUGGCAGGCUGACGCUUCCUCCUUCUAGGGGCAGAGGGUGGGAGUUCCUGGCCAGGUGUUGUUUUCAGACGCUCAGGGCAGGCAGUGUCCCUCUGUGUGGGUUGAUUCCUGAGUGUGGUCUGGGCAGGCUGACAGUUCCCCCCUGUGGGGGGGAGCAAUGAGUCAUAGGGUGUUGGGGUGCUGGGGGUGGGCAGGAAGGGGUUGCAGUGGCCGACAGAUGUGGGUCUCGGUGCCUUUCCUCUUCUGCUGAGAAUUUGUGUGUCCUUGUUUUUGCUGAGAGCCAGUAGUGCGCAAACACACACACACAAAGACCAUAGCCCAAGGUCACACAAUGUCAAAAGUUAACGCUCAGCAGGUGUGACCUAAGUGCGGGCUUCCUGGCGCAGCCUCCGUCCCUCUUCCUCGAAAGGCUCCACGCUCCACUGCACACCAGCACCCACACACACUGCUGCAUGCACCCUCAUUGACGCACACACAGCUUCACAUUUAGACACCCUCACUCACACACAUACAUCCUUCACACACACACUCACACACACAGAGGCAGGGAGGCAGCCUGCAAUGGGGGUUCAGUGCUGUGGGACCCUGCCUCUCUUAGAUGCUCAGGUUGCCGUUGGUCUGGCUGCCUGCCUCUCUCCCUCCUCCUAGGGCAAGCAGUGAGAAGGAGGCCAAGCAGGAGAGUUGUCAGGCAAUGGGGGAGCGUUCUGAACUAAUGAGGAGAGACUAAGACCAUCCCCCCUGCCACCUCCUUCCCCGGGUAUGCUGAGAGCAGCUAGGAUAUGAUGUGGGCCAGAGGCCUUUGCUAGCUGCCCAGGGCCCAGAGGAAAUUUGCAAAGAGGAAGUUGUUGAGACAGAGUCAUUGGCAGCACACCAGUGUCCAACUAACCUAUAAAGCCUGGAGGCUUCUUGGGAGGACCAGGUGGUCAGAUUGAGCAACAGCAAGAGCUCCAAGGAGAGAGAAAGGGGUAGAAGGGGCCUCAGGUCCAGCUGCCUCAGCUCUGUGGGGCCCAGCCUUGGAGCAAAGUGGUCUCCUGCUAGUUGGGGUAGGCACUCCAGGAGUAGCGGGUAAAGCGCUGGCCACUUUCCCCUACUUCUCACAUGGUGUGUUUAUUUGCAUAGCAGAAGUAAGCUGGAAAAGUCCCUUGGACCUACCACAACUCGUGGUUGACAUUUGCCAAACCAAGUGUCACCAUUUCAGUUUUAGCCGCUCCAGUGACUGCUGGGAGCCCAGCAGCUCCUCCUCUGCCCCCGUGCCGCCUGUCUGCUGUGGUUGACUUCUAGGUGCUGAAGGAAGCAGGGAGGGUGAUGGUGGUGGGGUGGUCUGGGAUUUCAGGGCAAAGAAAAUAUGAAAUGUACUGUAAAUGUUAAAAUAGAGGCUCACACCACGUUUCACCAGCGAUCGUGUCAGAAGGGAGGGAUGGUGGGACGGCGGCAUCGCUGUUAUAUUCCUGGUGGCUACUGUGCUGCCUGGAAUUCCAUGUUCAAGUUCAUUUGGAUAAGUAAAAACCAGAGCCAAGGUAGAUACUCUCAGAUUCCAAAGAGCAGGACUGAGAGAAACAAGUAGGAAGCACAAAAGAUGGUGGUCGGACUAAAUACGUCACUUACGGCAACGGCUACGCAUACUUGUCAAGGUCACUCACAAUUGUGUUUUCGAAAGCCAGGUGACCACUGGGGAAGUGCUUAUAAUAGCAUGUUUGUUGGAAACAAAAGAAAGUGGUUAAUCUUUUUUUAAAUU